AUGAGAGUUAGUCUCGCCGCUUUGGCUGUUCUGACAAACGCAUUGCCAACUGUUACCGGCAACAAUGAUAAGCUCGUCUCGGAUUGGGGUUUGCUUUCAAAUUCGAACAUCCCGGUCCGAAGGCAGCUCGAGACACUCCGCAUUCCGCCACGAUUCGGUGAAGCCUGGAGCAAGGCGCUUGGGAAUCAUAAGUCUCGUGUCCUAAAGAACAACGCCAAUAGGACCGAAAGUGUUGAAUGUGAUCCAACCGCAGGCGUAGAUGCUGAUAUCGGAAUUUUAGCUUGCGGUAGUACUGACCAGUACUAUUGCAUGGAAAGCAAGGAAUCGAAGCUUGGAGGCAUUUGUGUUGACGCUGGUCCCAUGACUGCCCGCAAUUUAUUUGCCGGUGGCUACUAUGUCGAUGCUGCAACCUACUACUGCACAACAAGUGGAAGUUGGACUCAGGAUCUCAAUUGCAACUGCUCGACCUUUGACAGCGAUUCUCGCACGGGGUCGGUCAAGUGCUCUCUUGCUGACAGUUAUUGCUUUCAAGAAACAUCAUGCGAGACCUGUGUUCACUUAUCUGCUGAAUUCAAAAUUGCUUCGGCAGACAGUUACGCCAUUGAUUGGUGCUACGAAUUCUUUCUUCCCUACGACCAAAAUGUUUGCGUCGAGUAUGCGCACCAACCAACCGACGCCUCUGGAUGCAGCAUUGAAUUCAACGGAGUCUCUUGUGACUCUUGCAACAUGUUGUACUACGACUAUAAAGAUCCGGAAUCGAACCAGACCUAUCAAGGAACCUGUGCCAACUUUAAUUGCGCCAAUACCGAAGGCAAUCAUUCGGGCAACUUGUGUGAAGAUCUGGUCAGCAUUCCAACCAUUUUAGAUCAAACCUGUGAUGAUGAGGAUGGUGAAGAGAAUGGUAAUGAAAACAGUGAUGAAGAUGGUGAUAUAGGAAAUAGCGUGGACCCAGUGAAUGAUGGUACGAACGUCAGUGCUGCCAAGGUUACAAUGCCGUUCCUCUCUUGGAUAAUGCUCGGAACGGCUGUUACAAUCGCUUUAGCUCAAGAUCUUGAUGUAUCCCAGCUUUUCGAUUUGGCAGGGUGA
This is a messenger RNA of Cylindrotheca closterium, 1086 nucleotides long. Lineage: Eukaryota; Bacillariophyta; Bacillariophyceae; Bacillariales; Bacillariaceae. The record is from the annotation of a GenBank genome assembly.